AAAGAAACGGACCCUAAUGCAAACGUAACUAACAUCUUUCUCUCUCCUCUGGUUUGGGGUUAGGUCUUCGUACUCGAACACCAAAUUUGUUUCAGUUUACAUUAGAUCGAUAUUUCUCUAAUCAGGGUUUAGCAAUUGAAAUUCGAUCGUGAAAGGCAAUGUUUUUGGUGGAUUGGUUUUAUGGGAUUCUAGCAUCGCUCGGGCUGUGGCAGAAGGAGGCCAAGAUCUUAUUCUUGGGGCUCGAUAACGCUGGCAAAACUACCUUGCUUCACAUGCUCAAAGAUGAGAGACUGGUCCAGCAUCAGCCCACACAGUACCCUACAUCAGAGGAGUUAAGUAUUGGGAAGAUCAAGUUUAAAGCAUUUGAUCUUGGGGGUCAUCAGAUUGCUCGCAGAGUUUGGAAAGAUUACUAUGCCCAGGUAGAUGCAGUGGUCUACUUGGUUGAUGCUUAUGACAAGGAAAGAUUUGCUGAGUCAAAAAAAGAGCUGGAUGCUCUACUAUCUGAUGAAUCUUUAGCCAAUGUCCCUUUCCUUAUCCUUGGGAACAAAAUAGAUAUUCCAUAUGCUGCCUCAGAAGAUGAGUUGCGUUUCCAUUUGGGCCUGGCUAACUUCACCACGGGCAAAGGUAAGGUAAAUUUGUCCGACUCAAAUGUCCGCCCCAUGGAGGUAUUCAUGUGCAGUAUUGUGAAGAAAAUGGGUUAUGGGGAUGGUUUCAAAUGGCUUUCCCAGUACAUCAAAUAGUCCGUUAGCAAGAAUGGUUUGGUAUCUCAUAAGUUUGUUUCUGUAGUUAUGAAUGAAUUGGAGGUGUUAGCGAAAUUGCAGUAUAUUUCAAUUUUUAUUUAUAUAAAAUGACUGGGAACCUCUGCCCCUUCUCCCACUUCAUGAUGUGCUGAGCUAAUUUCAGUUGAUUUGUGGGGAUUGAUGAAUUUUCAUAUUAAAAUUCAGGUGGUCCAAAUCAUUAUGCAAGCUGAAACUUUUUCGUACAUCUUCAUCUGCGGAAAAAAAAGA
Molecule: messenger RNA, 1007 nt
Organism: Abrus precatorius (Indian licorice)
Lineage: Eukaryota; Viridiplantae; Streptophyta; Magnoliopsida; Fabales; Fabaceae
Product: GTP-binding protein SAR1A-like
Exons: 3
Coding region: 159-740 (193 amino acids)
Biological process (GO): membrane organization; intracellular protein transport; vesicle organization
Cellular component (GO): endoplasmic reticulum exit site; COPII vesicle coat
Molecular function (GO): GTPase activity; GTP binding
Source: RefSeq, a predicted model, not a curated record